Pneumocystis murina B123 is the source of this 839-nucleotide messenger RNA. RefSeq lists its product as hypothetical. Gene Ontology annotation, cellular component: nucleus. Gene Ontology annotation, biological process: regulation of gene expression. The record is from RefSeq and is a predicted model, not a curated record. NCBI's taxonomy places the organism in Eukaryota, Fungi, Ascomycota, Pneumocystomycetes, Pneumocystales, Pneumocystaceae. Bases 21 to 839 code for a protein of 272 amino acids. The transcript has 3 exons.
AGAUUUUGAGCUUUCUUUUAAUGCUUUCAUCUAAAAAUAAUCAGUUCGAUAUGUCAUAUAUAGAAGCAUGGCGUAAAAAACAAGCAGCACUUGCAUCAGCGUUCAGAUUACUAUCAGAAGCAUGCAGUGCAGCAGCAAGAGAGCUACAGGAUUUUCCUUUGCCUCCUUUUUCGUCUUUUUCUAGCGAACCAGCAAAAAAUAUGACAGGAACACAAGUUACAGUAGAAAAAUCUGUAGUUUCAUCUCCAGAGAUUCAAAUGACUCAAGAAAAUUCCCAAGAGUUGCAAAUAGAUUCUACGGAGAUAAAGAAACGUAAAGUUCGUGACCCGAACCAACCAAAACGGCCAUUGAGUGCUUAUUUGUCAUUUCAAUUAAAAACACGUCAAGCGGUCAAAGAUAGUCUAGGAGAAAAUGCAACACAGAAGGAAAUUCUUAGUGAAAUUGCAGAAAGAUGGUCUAAAUUAAAUGAUAAUGAAAGAAAGCCAUUUGAGGAAGAAGCGAGAAAGGCACGAGAACAAUAUGACAAAGAAAUGACUGCUUAUAAAUGUUCUUCAGAAUCUAAAGGUCAGGAAAAUCUUCAUUCAACAAAAGAAAGUACAAUUGUUGCACAUACUAAAGUUCUUUCUAUACAAAAAGAUAUAGAAGAAAAUAAAGAAAGCUUAGAAGUUGUUUCUACUCCAAAAAAGGAAAAAACAAUGGAUUCUGCUGAAACACGCGAAAGUUCAAAAGAAAAGAAGAGAAAGCAUAAAAAAAAAAGUGAUGGACAACGUUCACAAGAAGAUACUUCUUCGACAAAAGAAAAAAAAGAGCGUAAAAAACAUAAAAAGAAAGAAGAAUAA